UGGCAGCAUUUGGAAUUAUUCCUUUUGUGAAGCCGGCCUCCAGGCAUACUCUGUGCUGGUCGAUACCUCUCCGUGGUAGGCAACUGAGGAGGCUUCCUAAUGGGGACUAGCGCCGCUCCACGUUCGACGCCCGUCUUUAGCGACCAGGAUGGCUUUGACAUUUCUGACUCCUUCAACCAUCAACAACGCGCGUGCUUGAGGUGCAUCGGAUCGCUCUACCAUCCACCAUCGCACUCCACCCUUUUUAAUCCUUCGAUUGACGCGACAUUUUGAUCCUUUCGGUCCCAACCCUAGAAUCUAUUCACCAUGCCUGGCGGAAAGGGAAAGUCCAUCGGUGGAAAGGGCGGCUCCAAGGACUCUGCGGGGAAGAGCCAGAAGUCUCACAGCGCAAAGGCCGGUUUGCAGUUCCCCUGCGGACGUGUUAAGCGUUUCUUGAAGAACAACACGCAGAACAAGAUGCGCGUUGGUGCUAAAGCUGCCGUCUAUGUCACUGCUGUUCUCGAAUACCUGACUGCUGAAGUUCUCGAGCUUGCUGGAAACGCCGCCAAGGAUCUUAAGGUCAAGCGUAUCACGCCCCGUCACUUGCAGCUGGCAAUCCGCGGAGACGAGGAACUGGAUACCCUGAUCCGCGCCACGAUCGCCUUCGGUGGUGUUCUGCCACGCAUCAACCGCGCACUACUGCUGAAGGUCGAGCAGAAGAAGAAAAACAAGACUGACGCUUAAACUUCUUUUCACGGCGGACCGGAUACCCGACGAACGAAUGGCGUUUUGAUAAUGAUGAAUUCAACCCCGGGAGAACUGAACCGGAUUCUCUCUUCCUUGGCCUUCAACUUGCUCUUGGGUCUC
Messenger RNA from Aspergillus saccharolyticus JOP 1030-1, 846 nucleotides. RefSeq names its product histone H2AZ (gene htz1). The transcript has 3 exons. Gene Ontology annotation, cellular component: nucleosome. Lineage: Eukaryota; Fungi; Ascomycota; Eurotiomycetes; Eurotiales; Aspergillaceae. The coding region runs from base 307 to 723 and encodes 138 amino acids. Gene Ontology annotation, molecular function: structural constituent of chromatin; DNA binding; protein heterodimerization activity. The record is from RefSeq and is a predicted model, not a curated record.